AUGAUGGACAAAAAGACCAGAGGGGAUCACGCACCCAUAGUGCCCCAGACCCAGACCCUCACCAAAGACUCUAAAAGGAACGUCGCCCGCGGUAUUUUCGAAUUGGGGCGCUUGCACACGAAGGAGGCAUGGUUGUGUUGGUAUCCUGCCGUGUGGGGAGCUUGUCUCUCAGCUGGCACCCAGAACAUCUCACUUGAUGUGUUCACAUUUGCAAGAAUUUUGUUGGGCAUCUUGACAAGCGUAACGGCAUCUCAUGCUGCGCUUUGCACUUUCAACGAUAUUUGCGACCGCAACUUUGAUAAGGAUGUUGAGCGGUGCAAAACACGGCCUCUUCCGGCAGGAAUGCUCACCACAAUGGAAGCUAUUCUUGCCUACAUUGCCUGGAUUCCAGCUACUGUCGCCAUAACUUACUUUACCCUUGGUGGAGUUGGCGUCAAAACAUUCACCCCAAUUUGGAUCCUCAGCAUGAUUUACCCAUUCGGGAAGCGAUAUAUCCAGUUCCCCCAGAUAGUUCUGGGAUGCGUUAUUGGAGGUGCCGUGUUCCCCGGGUGGGCCGUAAUCACUAACAGCUUGGACGGCCUGGAGGGUGCUGCUCCAUUAUUCGCGGCUGUGUUCUGCUGGGUUGUGUAUUUUGACGUUUUCUAUGCGACACAGGACCGCCCUGAUGACGAGAAGGUUGGUGUCAAAUCUUUAGCAGUCCUCCUCGGCGAUCGAGUACCUAUUUUCUUAGGAUUCCUCGGCCUCCUCCAAGUUGGCUUCUUCGCGAUGACAGCACUGAGAGCCAACAUGUCAUUUAUUUUCUGGGUUUUUGGCGUUGCCGUUUGGGCCGUCAACAUGCCUUGGCAUGUAUUAUCUCUCGAUGUCAAGGAUCGAAAAUCGGGCGGAAAGAUUUUCAAGGCCAACAUACUUCUCGGGCUCUAUAUGACAGGAGUCGCUUUGGUGGAAUUACUGGCCACGCGUGUCAAUCUCCUCAGUAUGGGGCAUAUUGGACAGCGCGCGGGCUUUGUGGUCUGA
Venustampulla echinocandica is the source of this 1014-nucleotide messenger RNA. RefSeq names its product 4-hydroxybenzoate polyprenyltransferase. Bases 1 to 1014 code for a protein of 337 amino acids. Gene Ontology annotation, cellular component: membrane. The transcript is spliced from 4 exons. Gene Ontology annotation, molecular function: transferase activity, transferring alkyl or aryl (other than methyl) groups. NCBI's taxonomy places the organism in Eukaryota, Fungi, Ascomycota, Leotiomycetes, Helotiales, Pleuroascaceae. The record is from RefSeq and is a predicted model, not a curated record.